AUGCUCACGUGCAUUGCACGCUCCAAACAAGCACCGGUGGACGACCGCCAAUUGCCGCCGGCCGAUCAGCAGCCGCCGCCGCCGGAGAAAUCCAGCUCUAAUGCUGCCCCGACCAAACACGCGAUUAAAGCCUUCUCGUCUCAGAUCAAGGACAUUGCGCUGAAGGCGUCGGGCGCGUACCGCCACUGCGCGCCGUGCGCGAGCCAGCCUCCGGCGGCGGCGGCGGCGGCGGGGCAGCUGAAGAGGAGCGGGAGCAUCGGCGGCGGCGGAGGGGAAUUGGAGACGGACAGGUUCCGGUGGUCGUACCGGCGGACGGGGAGCUCGAGCUCGAACUCGAGCUCGACGGCGGGGCGGAGGGAGCUGGAGGCGAGGCUGAAGGGGAUAUCGAGCGGCGAGGUGACGCCGGCGUCGGUGAGCGGGCGGCGGGCCGAUCCGGUGGUGUUCGUGGAGGAGAGCGAGCCCAAGGAGUGGGUGGCGCAGGUGGAGCCCGGGGUGCUAAUUACCUUUGUCCGGGAAAUGUUCAACAAAUGGCAAGCCCAAAAAUGGUGGGCCGAGAAUUGUGAAAAGGUUAUGGAGCUCUACAACGUCCAGCGCCUCAACCGCCAAGCCUUCCCACUCCCCACCACCCCAAAAUCCGAGGACGAAAACGGAUCCAAUAAAACCGAGUCCAUCCAAAACAGUCCCGUGACCCCUCCAUUGGGCCGUGAGCGCGGGUUGGGACGACCCUUUUACCGGCCCACCGGCAUGGGAAUACCGUGCUCGCCUUCCGACUCGUCUGACCAACUCUCGAUGCACUCGCGCUCGAAUUACGACUCGUAUGGGGUCGGCUCGACCCCGAAACUGUCGACCAUUAGUGCGGCGAAAACCGAGACGACUCUUUCGUCUGCAACGACAGGCUCGUCGAGAGAUGUCGACUACUGCUCAGGGGAGAUAUCUAUAAGCAACGCGAGUUAUUUGGAGACUGAGUGGGUCGAAGAGGACGAGCCGGGCGUGUAUAUUACCAUCCGGGCAUUGCCUGACGGUAGACGGGAACUCAGACGGGUUCGAUUCAGUCGGGAGAAAUUCGGGGAGAUGCAUGCAAGAGUGUGGUGGGAAGAGAAUCGAGCGAGAAUACAUAAACAAUACUUGUGAUUGAUUAAUUGGAGCACAACAUAGCUGGAAAGAGAACCUAAGUACGCUUCGUUUUUGUUGUUUGAGGACAUCUUUGCUACAAUACCUUAUUUACGGGCUUGUCGAAGUUGCUAUUUCUUGGAAACUAUAAAAAUCGAGACAGAGAAAAUGCAGGUGAUGCAAAGUGCACAUUACAUAUCAAAAGAAACAUUUUGUUUCUUCUUCUUCUUCAUCAUCUACUUUCUUGUAUUGCUUAGCUUUCACGAGAUGUUGUGAUAGUACGAGACUGUUGUCUGUUGGGUAUUUUUAACGUAUAUGAAUAUUUGGUGCAUAAUAUGGAGGUGAUCAGGGGGAAAAUUUGUCAUUUAAGAGUUGUUGGCUUUCCAGUUCCAAUGUUUUGGAUCGAUUGUACUGCAUUAAUGUGAGGAUAUUUUGGUUUUGCGGAGUGUUUUUCUUCAAAAUUUAUCAUAUGAACUCAAUGUAGAUAGAUAAAAUUAUGGCAAACCAAAUGGUG
Striga asiatica is the source of this 1624-nucleotide messenger RNA. NCBI's taxonomy places the organism in Eukaryota, Viridiplantae, Streptophyta, Magnoliopsida, Lamiales, Orobanchaceae. The record is from the annotation of a GenBank genome assembly.